AUGAUUUACCAACAGAUUUUAGUGCUCUCUAUUUGGUAUCAUCUAAAAACAAAUCAGGUUAUCGCUUCCCCCGAUAUAGCCUCUCUUCCUACCAUAGUCGAGGCCCAUAAUUAUGGAGCUUUCUUCGUCAAGGAGACUCCUCUCCUCAACGGUUUUACCAAAUAUAGACACACGAUAGCUAUCGAAGAUCCUGUCUUGCCCCAUCAAACUUUACGGCGUCAAGCUUGCGAGACUCCCGAGGACAGACUGCUUCACUGUGAGAGCAAUAAUAAACUUAUAGGGGAGGUCGACUAUGAAAACAAUGCCCGCCUAACCCGCAUUGGCGAAGAACGACAACGUGCCAUGUCUGCUAUUCCUAACAACGAUAUUAGUGAUAGCUCACGGACAAUUCGUUCGCGCCGUUCCAUUCGCUCGACAUGGCCACCGUAUACAGAAAAGGCCAGAAAAUAUGCUUCCGCCCAAACAAUAGCACAACACAAGAGAUGGUACGUCGUUAAACGUGGUAACGUGAGCGUUGUAGAAGUGCUACCCAAUCAUCACCGCGAGCGCAGAAGUGUGACCGCAGGACCUCGAUACUGCAAAAAACUUAAAGAAGGAAACGCAGACGACGAGGAUGGCGGUUUUCUACAAACUCUAGGUAGAGCCUGGAAUGAUCUUUGGGGUCAACCCACCUGGAGCGAUUUAAGAGCGACCGACAGGCACAUUUGUCAACUAGCCGACGUUAUUAGCGACAUAAAGGAUGAAGUUGUGGCUCAGACUAAUCGACUUGGUAGUAUGAGUAAGGCAGUAAACAAGCGGGCCGAUGACAUAGAAUCUGGAGUUGCCCGCACACACCAACUGGCCGAACAGACCAUUCAGCAUUUAAAUGAGCUGGGUAGGUCUAUUGCAAACAGGACCGAGACAAAUGAACAACGCAUGACUCGUAUUGAAAAAAGCCAAGAACUGACUUUGGCCAUCCGGUCCCACCUGACUAACCUUCGGACACAACUGGUUGAUUAUGAAGAACACAUUAACAAUUACAUAGCUGGGAUUAAUGUCCUUUUAACCGGUCGUUUACCUAUACAAUUAGUGUCCUUUAGUGAUGUCAGGAAAAUAUUAGAUCACGUCAUCCACAAUGUGCUUCCCGAGACAAAUAUGCGCAUAGUACACAAUAAUCCGGGUUUCUACUUUAUGACAGAAAACAUCGUUUUCACUCGGUCUGAAAAACUCAGGACCACAUACAUCACCAUUACCAUACCUAUAUUUGAUCAGGGUGGUCUUCUUGGGGUUUACCGAGUCGUCCCCCUUUCAAUUCCGACGAAGCACACCAGUGUGGCGACCACCCACAUUGCAGAUCUCCCAGAUUACCUUGCAGUGACUGCAUAUAGAGGACAAGGAUUUUUCACUGAAAUGAGCGCCGUCGAACUAGCUUCUUGUCGGGGUGAUAAAGUCCGCACAUGUCACACAGAACGAUCUUUACAGGAUUUUGACACCCCAACCUGUGCUGCUGCCUUGUUUAAAGACAUGCCUGCCAAAACCGUAUUGGAACUUUGUGAUUUCCGAUAUAAUAAAUACGCACGACCGAGCGAAGUUAUUCAAUUACCGGAUUCCGAGUUUUUAGUACUAGCCCCCCAAGCCGCCAACAUGACGGAAAGUGAUUGGCUAAUGCGUGGUCCACCUCCGCGAUCUAGGGAAAUUAAAGUCAAAGCUUCCACAAUAACUUUCCUAAAACCUCCCUGUGGAUUUGAUGUGGAUGCUCCCGGUAUAUUUUAUAUACCGCCUCAGUGGAGCAACUGCGAAGACGACGAAUAUACUCAAGUCGUGCAAUCGUUCCCUAUAAACAAACCUAUGGCUCAUCUCACCCUGGAUCCCCAGCAAAUAAUUGAUGAGAUCUCCGCUAGCACGCGCAUACAAGACGUAUGGGAUUAUGACGAUCACAUUCCCGACCUCGAGCUCAUUUCUGGGGAAUGGGAAAAGUCCGUUGACGAUUCUCGCCAACAAUCUGCUAACCUCAAAAGGCUGAUUGAGCUGAAUAAUAAUAAAACCGAGGCUUUUGCCACUCGGACCGAUGAGGCUCUCCGCGCCGCUACCGACUUCCAUGACCUGAACCUCGCUCACACAAAUGACUUGAUUAAGAAAUUUGGCAAUUUAGCGUGGCUGCGCUCCCUGACUAAAGGCAACACUGCAGCUGGUGUCGGAAUCAUCACCUUUUUUUCAGCUACUAGUCUCAUCAUGAGUAUUAUCGUAUGCUGGUGCAAUCACCGCUAG
Molecule: messenger RNA, 2247 nt
Organism: Branchiostoma belcheri (Belcher's lancelet)
Lineage: Eukaryota; Metazoa; Chordata; Leptocardii; Amphioxiformes; Branchiostomatidae
Exons: 1
Coding region: 1-2247 (748 amino acids)
Source: RefSeq, a predicted model, not a curated record